Emiliania huxleyi CCMP1516 is the source of this 1110-nucleotide messenger RNA. RefSeq lists its product as hypothetical. The record is from RefSeq and is a predicted model, not a curated record. Bases 1 to 1110 code for a protein of 369 amino acids. Gene Ontology annotation, molecular function: chloride channel activity. Lineage: Eukaryota; Haptophyta; Isochrysidales; Noelaerhabdaceae. The transcript has 3 exons.
AUGUUCGUGCUAUUGGCCUUAGCUGCCAGUACCGUGCCCACGGGAGCUCGCCUCGAGGCUGGGCUGCUGCAGGCAGAGCCCGUUGCCAAGGAGCGCAGCCUGCGCGGCGGCAUGGCCAAGCGGUGGCCCAUCCUCGCUCGGAGGGUGGACCUCUCCCACGGUGAGCGCUACACCUCGACCGACUGGCUCACCAACUUCUUGUCAAUUCCCCGCUCGCACGUCCUCGAGCGUAUUGGGCCUCACCUUUGGUCCCAGACCGGGCUCUGCGCCCUCGUCGUUCUGCUUCACCGGCACGGCCUCCGCUUUCCCACGGGGUCGGCGAUGCCACACACGCUCCUUGGCGGCUUCCUCUCGCUGCUGCUCGCCUUCCGCACCAACAUGGCUUACAACCGCUUCUACGCCGGCCGCCUCAACUGGGGCGUCGUCAAGAACUCGUGCAGCGACUUGGCGCUGUACGCUGUGACGCACGUGCGGCCCCGCAGCCCCGCCCUCGCGGAGCGGCUGCUCGCGCUGGUCGCCUCCUUCCCACCGGCGCUCGCCUGCCGCUGCUGCUGCGACGAGUCGUCCGCCAAGCUGCCGCUGUCACAGCGGCAGGCGCUGUCGGGCGCCAUGGAGACCGCCGCACCGCACGCGCUCGCUGACGUCUCGCGGCGCGGCAGGCUUGUCCCGCACGCGAGCUCCGCCGCCGCCGUCGUCGAGACGCAGGUCGAGGCGGAGAUGCUGAUGCAGGCGUCGCGGCGCGUCGGCAGCCUCGUCGACGCGCUCGGCUCGUGCGAGAGCUUGCUGACGACGCCGGUGCCGCUCUCCUACUCGCGGCACACGAGCCGCUUCCUCACCAUCUGGUGCGGCACGCUGCCCGUCGUCCUGGUGGACGCCCUCGGCUGGAUGACCGUCCCCGCGGUCGCGUUCGUCUCGUGGUGCCUCUUCGGCAUCGAGGAGAUUGGCCACCUCAUCGAGCAGCCCUUCCGGGACGAGGAGGCGCUCGCCUCGGCGCCCGCGCUCGUCUCCGCCCGCCGCCACUACUCGUACGGCCUCCCCGUGCGCCGGCUCGGCCGGCUCGCCUCGGAGCAGGUGCACGCGAUCGCCGCUGCGCCGGCGCCGAGGUUCUAG